GGUUGUUGAUGCUGCAUCAUAGGCUGACAUUGAGCUGAGCUGAGCAGUUCGUGAAAUGCAUCAUGGCAGCUACGUCAUGUCUCGAUCCAGACCUGGUGCGAGAGGUGCUGGAGUGCCCCAUCUGCCUGGAAACCUACAAUCAGGACCAGCUCCGUCCCAAACUGCUCCAGUGUGGCCACUCUGUGUGCCGGCAAUGCCUGGAGAAGCUCCUGGCGAGCACCAUUAAUGGCGUGCGGUGCCCGUUUUGCAGUAAGGUCUCCCGCAUGAGCAGCAUCUCGCAGCUGGCUGACAAUCUCACGGUGCUGAAGAUCAUCGACUGUGCGAGCUCAUGCGGCUCGACGGCCUGCCUGAUGUGCACGUCCUGCAAGAACCGGCUUCCGCGUCAGUACUGCUGCGACUGCUCCGUGGUGCUCUGCGAUGCCUGCAAGGUGGAAGGUCACCAGCAUCAAGGGCACACCGUGCAGACCAUCCGCGCCACCGCCGAACAGCGCCGGAAAGACCUCGGUGGAAAGUUGGUGAAUCUUCGAGAUUCCAUGGCUAAUAUUCAGAAGAAGAAAGCGGCUAUUGAUGGCAUUUCCAAAUCCUUACGUCUGAAGUACAAAGCGGUGCAGCAGGAGUACGCGAGGGCUGAGCUGCAGCUGCAGGAAGAGCUCGGGCGGUCGCGUAGAGCCUUCGCGGCAUCCCUGGCAGAGGUCGAGAAGCUCAAUUCUCAGAUCCUAGAAGAGCAAACGUACCUUCUGAACAUCGCCGAGGUACAGGUUGUGUCUCGGUGUGACUACUUGACCAUGAGGAUUAAGCAAACAGACACCGCUCUACUAGAAGAAUCGGGUGGUAACGACGAAGAAGAGCUGGAUGUUAAAAGCAGUCUGCCCGUACUCCUAAAGCUGCAAGAACCCGAGCUGGUCAAAACAGAGAACCCGCAGUCGUUAGAUGUGGGGCAGUUGACGACUAAGCAGUGUACCAUUAACACGGAUGAAGAAGAUGGCCAAGAGUUAGCCGCCGCCGCCGCUGCUGCCGCUGCCGCUGCUGCCGUCACGGCCACCACCGCCCCUGUAGAUAUGUAUCGUGAUGUCGAUAUGACGAGCACCGUAGAGGAAGCGGUGUGCGCCUCACCAGGUAGCUUCAAAUCCAAAUCCGUGGAUGAGGGCGGACGUGUGACAGAGGGAGCAUCCGGAGGUCAGUUAUGUCAGUUUGUAAAGAAGAUGGGGUGCAAAGGGAACCUCCCGGGUAUGUUUAACCUGCCAGUGAGCAUCUGCGUAACUCCACACGGCGAUGUUCUGGUGGCAGACCGCGGCAACUAUCGUAUUCAGAUCUUCAACCGUAAGGGCUUCCAGCGCGAGAUCCGCCGCAACCCGAGCAGCAUCGACAACUUCGUCUUGAGCUUCCUAGGCGCCGACCUUCCCAAUCUCAUCCCUCUGUCCAUCGCCAUCACCGCUCAGGGACUCAUCGGCGUCACGGAUAACUACGACAACUCCGUCAAGGUUUACACGACAGACGGGCACUGCAUCGCGUGCCACAAGAACCAGCUGAUCAAGCCAUGGGGGAUAGCUGCCAUGCCUUCUGGGCAGUUUGUCGUGUCUGAUGUUGAAGGAGGCAAGCUCUGGUGCUUGGCGGUGGAUCGAAACGUCGGAGUGGUGAACUACAACAGGUUGUGCUCAGCCGUCAGGCCUAAGUUCGUGACUUGUGACUCUUCGGGGACGGUCUACUUCACGCAAGGGUUAGGCCUGAACAUCGAGAACAGGCAUAACGAGCACCACCUGGAAGGAGGGUUCUCCAUCGGGUCGGUCGGCACGGACGGCCAGCUCGGGAAACAGCUCAGCCACUUCUUCUCCGAAACCGAGGAUUUCCGAUGCAUCACGGGAAUGUGCGUGGACGCCAACGGGGACCUGCUGGUGACGGACAGCGGCCGAAAGGAAAUCCUGCAGUUCCCCAAAGAAGGUGGUUAUAACAUUCUGAUUCAGGAGGGACUGACGUGUCCCGUCGGAGUUGCCGUGACACACAAAGGACAGCUUCUGGUUUUAGAUUGCUGGGACCACUGUGUCAAGGUGUACACCUAUUUACAGAGGCGGCGCUCGUCGACUUGUUAAGACCGCACAGCUUUAUUUGACUUGUCACUUUAACUCGAGGGCUGUGUUAUCCCUGAGAUUUCAUUGGUAGGGUUGGAAGAAGUGCAGACAGUCGAUUAAACAGUCUUUCACCACUACCCCGCUUUUACCAUUGUGGCUGCUUUUGUUUUGUUUUUGUUUUUUCCCUACGGAAAUACGGCACAACAGACAGCAAUAAAUUGACCGGUGUUGUCUUUUGAGUGGCUGUGUUUGUGAAAUCAAUAAUGUGUACCAAAGUUUUGACACCCUGUGCUGUGUUAACAUCAAGAGGAUCAAGGGGACUGUCAGGUUAAAGGUCAAGCGCUGAGCAGAGUGGAAAUAUUUUAUCUGGAUGCAUAAAGUGAACAUGUUUCUCCACCAAAUGAACGAUUCCUGCUUGUGUCUUUUUCCAUCGACCGAUAGUUCUUCAGUGUCAAAGUGCCCUCUCGUAUCAUCGAACACGUGAAGUAGCGUCAUCUCGCAGUGUAGAAUAUCGGAAUACAGUGUAACUACGUCCGUUAAUCUUGGUAUAAAACGAUCACGAUGAUGCAAUUAAUGACCUCAUCGCCGUAGGUGUUUUUGUACCUGUAUUACAAGUUUGUUGUAGUUACCAAAGGACUCCAAGAUCAGGAUUUCUUUAAGCAUGUGAUCACCGCAAUAGCUUGUAAAUUCACCACGGAAAAAGUAGACCUGCCAAACUUUAGGAAUUUUGCGUAGACGCUCUACAAUUAAACAUUGGCGUACAUUAUAGCAGUUGAUUGGCAGACGAGCCAAUCAACAUACGAAUCUGGAAUUGCGUAGACGUUUCAGACUCUUUGAUAUUAACCAACACCCCUUCUGGAAGCCCCGCCCCCUUCCUCCAUUUCAUUUCGUUAAAGUUGCCACACGUGUAAAAGUUUACAUGCGCACGUUCUUCCUUACGAUUCUGAAAACGAUGUUCCACGUAGCAAUUAAUAAAAGAGCGCGCACGUUAACAACCCUGACCCUUCCUCAACAAGACUACGCAUUGUUCCUCGCCGGGUUUGGCAGGUCUGGAAAAACGAAAGCAGGACAAUAUAAACCGCCGUAUACAAUCCUGAAGCAUUCAAGUGUCCUUGUUUUGACGUACGACUUGUUUACGAGCUGGAAUUUAUUACGAAUCGAGUCUUAAUCGUAAACCAAAUGAAGAAAUGAUAGGUAAUUAUAUGCACUUGCUAGAUCAUUCUGUACUGUAUGAUUCUAUCACUAUGGGACACCUCACAUGACUACGUAGCCGUGCGUCAGACGUCGGUCUGGGGUGAGUUCGAUCGUUCAGUUUCAGUUUUAAAAGUUCUGCUGCGUGACUCGUUUGAAGUUUGGCAUGUCCAGAUAAACAUGUUUAACAGCAUAAACGAGUCUUAUUAUAAUUUGUUAUGAAAUUGUUUGACCUCCUGGGUUGGGAGUUUCCUCGAUUCCUGCCACCGCCCUGUGUGCCGUGUGUUUCAGGGGUUUCGUCCGGGUACUCCGGUUUCCUCCCCCAGUCUAAAGACGUGCGUUGUAGGCUAAUCGGCAUUUCAGUUCACAAUUGUCCUUAGUGUGCGAAUGGGUGUGUAAAUAUGUGUGAUAUGAUGUUGAUAUGGAAAAAAUGGGUGGAUGACAAGAUACCAUGUUGGCGACACAUCAAAAUGGGGGACAUGCCGACUUUAAGUCGAGUCACGUUCAAGAGCAGCGUUUGGUCUACAACGAGCAAAUUGACUUCAAAUGUCCAACACCGUUAAGUUACCGUCUGGCCCAUAGCUUUAAUUAAAAAAAAUUCUUAUUAAAAAACAGGGUGCUGUAACCACACAUCUCAGUCCUUGACACUACAACAUACCAGUGUGUUAUUGCGUAGACGUUGUGAAGUAAAUUUCUCCGAUUCUUUGUUUGUAUUUGUUCAUGAUCACUUGUGUGCAAUAAAUUCAAUAAUAAAUUUG
Molecule: messenger RNA, 4015 nt
Organism: Ictalurus furcatus (blue catfish)
Lineage: Eukaryota; Metazoa; Chordata; Actinopteri; Siluriformes; Ictaluridae
Gene: trim32
Product: tripartite motif containing 32
Exons: 2
Coding region: 63-2087 (674 amino acids)
Molecular function (GO): zinc ion binding; protein binding
Source: RefSeq, a predicted model, not a curated record